CAAUUUCGUGCAUUGCCCUCACACUCCGCACCUCUUCCACCUUACCUCCCCUCAUUCGAAUCCCCUUCUCAUUGUCCUUCUGCUCCACGCUCCUUUCUUUCAAUCGUUUUGACAUCUCGUCGUGAGGCGCCUAGGAAUCAUCCCAUCUUCGAGCCGCGCACACCGGCUCGAAAUUCCCCUGGGUCAAGAUGAGUGGACUCCGCUUCCUCGACCUCGUGAAACCCUUCACCCCCCUCAUCCCCGAAGUCUCCGUCCCCGAGACCAAAGUCGCCUUCAAUCAGCGACUAAUAUGGACGAGCGUGACCUUGGUCAUCUUCCUGGUGAUGAGCCAGAUGCCCUUGUACGGCAUUGUCUCCUCAGACAACUCUGACCCGCUCUAUUGGCUGCGAACCAUGUUGGCGAGUAAUCGCGGGACGUUGAUGGAACUCGGUAUCUCGCCCAUCAUCUCGUCCGGCAUGGUCUUCCAGCUGCUGGCCGGCACGCAUCUCAUCGAUGUCAACCUCGACCUCAAAUCCGACCGCGAACUCUACCAGACCGCCCAAAAACUGCUCGCCAUCAUCAUCUCUUUCGGCCAAGCUUGUGUGUUUGUUCUGACUGGCCUCUACGGCGCACCGAGCGACCUCGGUGCGGGCAUCUGUGUCCUUCUCGUCGUGCAGCUCCUGACUGCGGCCCUGAUUGUCAUUCUGCUCGAUGAGUUGCUGCAAAAGGGCUAUGGUUUGGGAAGCGGUAUUUCGCUCUUCAUCGCCACCAACAUCUGCGAAUCGAUCAUGUGGAGGGCAUUUGCGCCGACCAUGGUCAAUACUGGUCGUGGCCCGGAAUUCGAGGGUGCCAUUGUCGCCCUUGUCCAUCUCCUCGUCACGUGGCCCAACAAGCAGCUUGCUCUGCGCGAAGCUUUCUACCGCCAGAACAUGCCCAACAUCAUGAGCCUGCUUUCUACCAUCAUCAUCUUUGGUGUUGUCAUCUACCUCCAAGGUUUCCGUAUCGAGAUUCCCGUCAAGUCGUCGCGCCAACGUGGCAUGCGCGGCUCCUACCCGGUCCGCCUCUUCUACACCUCCAACAUGCCCAUCAUGCUGCAGUCCGCCCUAUCCUCCAACGUCUUCCUCGUCUCGCAGAUGCUCUACACCAAGCUUCCGGAUAACCUGCUUGUGCGCAUGUUUGGCGUGUGGGAGGCUCGCGAGGGCGGCGGACAAGUCGUGGCUGCUUCUGGUCUCGUGUACUACAUGACCCCGCCCUUCAGCCUCAAGGACGCCCUCCUGGAUCCCCUGCACACGGCCAUCUUCACCGCGUACAUGCUCAUCGCCUGCGCCGCCUUCUCGAAGACGUGGAUUGAGGUUUCCGGAUCCAGCCCGCGUGAUGUGGCGAAGCAGCUCAAAGAGCAAGGCUUGGUCAUGGCUGGGCAUCGUGACGAGAGCAUGUACCGGGAGUUGAAGAGGGUCAUUCCCACUGCCGCCGCCUUUGGAGGCGCUUGCAUCGGCGCGUUGUCCAUCGUGUCCGAUUUGAUGGGUGCUAUGGGUGGUGGUACCGGCAUUCUCAUGGCUGUCACAAUCAUCUACGGAUACUUUGAGAUUGCAGCCAAGGAGGGUGACAUGGCUGGACUGAAGGGGCUCCCUGUUGGCUAGAGGGAGUGUGUGAUCUGGUGAGGAAUCGGGGAUGAGUGUGGAGGAGUCAAAGCAUGGAUGAUCUGGCGGAAUGGGGAACUGCAUUGGACUGGGUUCAGUGGUGUUUUCAUGUAGGGCUUGGAGGUGUGUAGAAUAUUGAGUAGAUUGUCGAGCAUGGAUGGCUUCAAGCCACCCGACUCAUG
Messenger RNA from Neohortaea acidophila, 1801 nucleotides. RefSeq names its product SecY subunit domain-containing protein. The record is from RefSeq and is a predicted model, not a curated record. Bases 189 to 1619 code for a protein of 476 amino acids. The transcript has 5 exons. Gene Ontology annotation, cellular component: Sec61 translocon complex; membrane. Lineage: Eukaryota; Fungi; Ascomycota; Dothideomycetes; Mycosphaerellales; Teratosphaeriaceae. Gene Ontology annotation, molecular function: ribosome binding; signal sequence receptor activity; transmembrane protein transporter activity. Gene Ontology annotation, biological process: post-translational protein targeting to membrane, translocation; SRP-dependent cotranslational protein targeting to membrane, translocation.